Molecule: messenger RNA, 1657 nt
Organism: Anopheles aquasalis
Lineage: Eukaryota; Metazoa; Arthropoda; Insecta; Diptera; Culicidae
Product: UDP-glycosyltransferase UGT5-like
Molecular function (GO): UDP-glycosyltransferase activity
Source: RefSeq, a predicted model, not a curated record
GCUGCUCCUGGUGGUGGCUGCUGGUCUCUUCGGUGGCCACUGGUGCACCGAGGCGGCUAACAUUCUGCUCGUGUCCACUUUCCCUGGUAUGAGCCACUGGUUGAUGUUCGAGCAUGUCAUCAACGAGCUGCUGCAUCGGGGCCACACAGUCACAGCCAUCACUAGCUAUCGUUUGCGAUCGGCCGAUGAGUAUCGGGAAGCGCAGCGCUAUCGCGAGGUGCUGAUCGAACCGAUGUACGAUUUCGAGGCGAACGGACUGCCGAUGGAUGAGUUCUUUAAGUCACCUUCGUUCAGCAAUCCCUUCUUCAAGAUGUCCAUCCUGUGGAAGCUAGGGUUGGAGACGAGCGAACAUGCGUUCGAGAGUGAGAACGUGCGUGAGUUCUUGCGCACCGAGGGGCAGCGCUUCGAUCUGUUGAUCGCCGAGGAGUUUGUCCAGGAGAGCUUCCUGAUGCUCGCCUACCAGUACCGUGUGCCCAUUGUGACGAUCAACACACUCGGGCAGACGGAUUUCCUGGAUCAAUCUUUCGGCAUGCUGACACCGUGGUCUCACGUGCCACACUUUAUGCUGGAGUUCGAGAACGACAUGACGUUGCAGGAGCGCGCGUACAACGUGUUCCUGUCGCUGUGGGAUCUGUUCAAUAGGAAGUACUACUAUCUACCAGCUCAGACGGCGCUUGCAAGGAAACACUUUGGCCAUCUGGAGGCAACCCACGGAGCUCUGCCUUCUCUCGUGGCUCUGGAGCGGAAUAUCAGUAUUGCGCUGCUCAAUACACACAUCGUCACCACGAAACCGCGUCCUCGGAUCGAUCGUAUGGUACAGAUUGCGGGGCUGCACAUUCGUCCACCGAAACCCUUACCGAGCGAGAUAAAGACUUUUCUCGACUCCGCCACCGAUGGUUUCAUCUACAUCAACUUCGGUACGUUCCUUCGCAGCUCGGACAUGCCACAGACAACACUCGACGUGUUCUUAUCGGUGUUCCGCAACCUAGCGCACUAUCGGUUCCUGUGGAAGUGGGAAGCAGCCGGCGGGAUUCCGAAUCUACCGCCGAACGUGAUGCUACAACGCUGGCUACCGCAGAACGACGUACUGGCCCAUCGGAAUCUGAAGCUGUUCGUAUCGCACGGUGGCCUAUUCGGUACGCAGGAGGCCAUCUACUGGGCCCGGCCCGUUCUGUUUAUGCCGUUCUACGGUGACCAGCAUCAGAACGCACACAAGUUCGAGAAGGCUGGACUGGGGUUGACGCUGAGCAUUAUCAAUGUUACGGUUGAGGGGCUGCAGUCGACGAUGGAACGGAUUCUCGACGACGUAUCGUUCCAGCAGCAGGCAAAUCGACUGUCAGCCAUCUUUCGGGACAACCCAAUCGAACCGCUUAGUGCGGCCGUCUACUGGAUCGAGUAUGUUGUGCGGCAUCACGGGGCACCGCAUAUGAAAUCGGGUGUAGAGGAGCAACCGUGGUGGGUUUAUACGAUGGUGGAUCUAUGGUUGUUGGCUGUGCUGUUCGUGUUAAUCGUUUUGUGGGUCGCUAUAGUGGUAGUCAGGGCAGUGGCUGACCUGGUUGGCCUACGUCAGCAGCGCAAGAUCAAGGUUAAAUAGUUAAGGGAGCCACGAUGGUGCUACUGUUUUGAGAUGAUUACCCUUUUCAACGAACGCAAUAGA